UUUAGCUAACACUCUACCCCAAAGCAAAAGGGUUAGAACCCAAUGCUAGCUUAGCCCCAACCACCCUCUGCUAGCUUAGCUACACAAACCACUGAAUCCUGAGUACUCCAACCUCUGCUCCUAUAAAUCACCCCAAAACCUCACUCACCAACUCACACUCUCCACAACACCCCAACUCUGAAGCUGCUUGCUUGGAGUCUAGGACCAGCAUUCACAAGCACAAUGAAGCUCAACACCACCACCACCCUGGCUCUCCUCCUGCUCCUGCUCUUGGCCUCCUCUUCCCUCCAAGUUUCCAUGGCUGGAUCAGAUUUCUGCGACGGCAAGUGCAAGGUGAGGUGCUCGAAGGCGAGCAGGCACGACGACUGCCUCAAGUACUGCGGCGUGUGCUGCGCCUCCUGCAACUGCGUGCCGUCGGGGACGGCCGGCAACAAGGACGAGUGCCCCUGCUACCGCGACAUGACCACCGGCCAUGGCGCUCGCAAGAGGCCCAAGUGCCCAUGAUCAUUUUUGCAUUAUGCAUGCUACAUGAUGCUUAGCCAUCAUCCGUAGUUGCUUUGCAUGCAUGAUGCAUGCUCAUGAUCGAGAUGGAGUAGUAGAUAUAUGCAUAUGCUUGCCAUGAUCGAUCGUAUGGACCAUGCAAAGUAUGCUUGUUUGUGUGAGGAUCGACUCGAUCUUGAGUCUUUCCAUGUUCUUGGUUUUCUUUUUUUACUGCUAGUUAAUUACUAUGGAGUACAUGUGAAUAUGACAUCGGAUAUGUAAUGUAUACAUGCAUGCCUGGUGAUAAUAAUGGUGUGUGUGCUGUAAUAAAGUGUUGGCUUAAUUGGUGUAGUACAUGUUCAGUUUA
This is a messenger RNA of Oryza sativa Japonica Group (Japanese rice), 847 nucleotides long. Its product is annotated as peamaclein. Lineage: Eukaryota; Viridiplantae; Streptophyta; Magnoliopsida; Poales; Poaceae. The record is from RefSeq and is a predicted model, not a curated record.